CACUUUCUAUCUUUAAUCAACGUCUCUCCUUACACCCCUUCAGUGGGCCAGCACGUAGCCAAAAAAUCUCACUCGAACUCGGAUCUGCAUAAGGAUAUUGCAAAUGCAUGUGUAUAUAAAGGUCGAUGAACAUCUCACGAUUAGUGAAAAAAAACUCGUCAUUUCUUUGUAUAAUUCUCAGGUGAGAAUGAUGCUUCGACAGUUCGUUACAACUUAGCUUUCAUUGAUCUGUUUUGCGUAAUUUUGAAGAUUCAUCGUCUAGUUGGUAGCAAAAUUUAAUAAUGUUGAUUUGAAUUCUUUGAUCGGCUAUUUAAUUGGAAGUUGUAGCAUUUUGAAAUUGAGCUCACGGUUGAAGGAAGAGUUAGGGUUUUAGUUCAAAUUUUAAGAGCAUUUAGAUACUGUGAAGAAGUGAUCCGAAGAAGAUGGCUACACAGGGUACUACUGGAGCAAACAAUGUUACUACCCGACCACCUCCAAAUCCAUCUCCUCUCCGUACUGCAAAGUUUUUCCAGGCCAACAUGAGGAUAUUGGUCACUGGAGGAGCUGGUUUCAUUGGCUCUCAUCUUGUGGACAGAUUGAUGCAAAACGAAAAGAACGAGGUGGUGGUUGUAGAUAAUUACUUCACAGGUUCAAAGGACAACCUUAAACAAUGGUUUGGUCACCCAAGAUUUGAGCUUAUUCGUCAUGAUGUCACAGAGCCAUUGUUGAUUGAGGUCGAUCAAAUAUAUCAUCUUGCUUGUCCAGCUUCUCCAAUUUUCUACAAACAUAAUCCUGUCAAGACAAUCAAGACAAAUGUGAUUGGAACUUUGAACAUGUUGGGACUUGCCAAACGAGUUGGAGCAAGAAUUUUGUUGACUUCAACUUCAGAGGUUUAUGGAGACCCUCUUGUCCACCCUCAAGAUGAAAGCUAUUGGGGAAAUGUCAACCCUAUCGGGGUUAGAAGUUGUUAUGAUGAAGGAAAGCGAGUAGCUGAGACAUUGAUGUUUGACUAUCAUAGGCAGCAUGGAAUAGAAAUAAGAAUUGCUAGAAUCUUCAAUACAUAUGGACCUAGAAUGAACAUUGAUGAUGGGCGUGUUGUCAGCAAUUUCAUAGCUCAAGCAAUCCGCAAUGAACCCUUAACUGUUCAAGCACCAGGAACUCAAACACGAAGCUUUUGUUAUGUCUCUGACAUGGUUGAUGGUCUUAUUCGGCUCAUGGAAGGAAACAAUACGGGCCCAAUCAACCUUGGUAAUCCCGGCGAAUUCACCAUGCUUGAGCUUGCAGAAAAUGUGAAAGAGCUUAUCAACCCGGAAGUGAAGAUUAUACAUGUGGAAAACACGCCUGAUGAUCCACGACAAAGGAAGCCGGUGAUUAGUAAGGCAAAGGAGGUGUUGGGUUGGGAGCCAACGAUUACAUUGCAUUAUACAUAUGUGUUAUCAAUUGGCAUCAACAAGCCAGGACUUAUAAUCAGAGUGCGAUUCAUGUUAUGGUCGGUAGCAAGUUCGACGAAUUCGUUCAGCUUCCAUUGGAUUUACAGUGGACAAUUGCCAGUCAGGCAAGAGCAUAUGCAAAGGCUAUAAAAGCGACAUUGUUCUUCUCGAGUGCAUCUUACAAUAUAAACGUAAAUAAAAUCUUCAAGUUCGUAACUGCGAAGCUCUUUGACUUGCCAUGGACUUUGGAGCGAAAUCUUACAAUCGGCGAGCCUAUUAUUGAUUUCUGAUAUCAGUAUUCGUUAUUCAGGGAUUCAGUAUUCAGUAUUCACACCCUCCUCCGUCUUUAGGUUUGUGAUGUAAAUAUAGAAACGAAAUAUGGGGAGGAAGUGGUCGAUCAAUCGUAUAGUCAGUUAUUGCAUCUUCGUUCUUUGUUUUCUAGUUAAG
Molecule: messenger RNA, 1856 nt
Organism: Lactuca saligna
Lineage: Eukaryota; Viridiplantae; Streptophyta; Magnoliopsida; Asterales; Asteraceae
Source: the annotation of a GenBank genome assembly